GGUUUGAAUAAUUCCUCAAGGAAUAACCUACCCAAAAGGAAUUACUCAAAAUUUAAAUAAAUAAUGAGCAAAGAGUAAAACACUCUUCUGAUUCGAAACCAAAAUUACAUGCUUCAGCAUCUCAGUCUGAAAGCUCUGAUCAGCUUAUUUAACCUCCAUAAAUAUCUCUUAAAGGGCAAACUAGGGUCGAGCUCUGAGUCCCAAGAGACUUCUCAAAAAUUUUAUGAAGAGGGUGGCUCAACAGACUCAAAAAGGCUUAAGAAGCAGUCUAAAGGAGCUGAUAUAGCUGCUACUAAUAAAUAAACUUAAGAAAAUUAUCAAAUGUUCAAAUGUCAAAAAGUUUGUUCACCAAAGAAGGCUCCAGUCAAAACAAAAAUUAGAAAAUUACAUCGAGAGGAAAGGCCUUGAGAAAGAUGAUUUCAAGCUACUAAGGGCUAAAUAAGUAUCUCCUGAGCCAAAGUUACAGAAAUUUGGAAAAUAAAUUUGAUCAAAAAUCUAGGAAUUUAGUACCCUCAAAAGCACAUAGCCAUAUAGACCCAUUCACUCACUCGAUGGGUCAAAAAUAUUUAAAUUUACAGAGCCAACAACAGUUCUUGAGAAAGAGUAACUCAGCGAAUAGAUAUAACUCCCAUGAGGAGUCUGAGUCAGAAGUUUCUCAAGAGAAGAGCGAUACAUUCCAUAUCAGCAGAAGCAAUGAAUUCUGGAAGUAUCUCCCAGAUGGGUACCAACCUAGGACCUCUUUGGGCAGCUAAAAUUAACACAACUCACAAAAA
This is a messenger RNA of Moneuplotes crassus, 773 nucleotides long. NCBI's taxonomy places the organism in Eukaryota, Ciliophora, Spirotrichea, Euplotida, Euplotidae. The record is from the annotation of a GenBank genome assembly.